GAAGUGAAGAAGUGCAGUUCUGGCAAAAAAACGAGCAAACGCUUUUGAGUCCUGCUUUCCAAAAGAUGAUACAGGUUUCAACCACAAAAAGAAACCAGCUUCUUCAAGAAAAGCAAUGGUUACAGAAAGAAAUUGAAGACCUCAGAGCAAGGCUGGCUGUGCUAGAAGCAAAAGAUCAGCAGUUAAGAGGAGAUAUUGAAGAGCAAGAUAGGCUUAUUCAGUUGCAGGACUGCGAGUUGACUGCCUUGCUUAGCUGUGCAUCUUUGAGAGAGCUACAGGAAAUAAGCAAGGCCUUAGAGGACACUUUAGCAUCGUCAUAUCAAAUUCCAUUUAGUUUGGAUCUCCCUGAGACCAUCAAGAGCCUUCAGGAAAAAGAACAAUCACUCAGCAUGUCCGUUAAAGAAAUGACUACCAAAGUUUGUGCAAGUCAGAAACUAUGCAGUACUUUGAGGAGAAAAGUGAGUGAUAUUGAGACCCAGCUACCAGCUUUACUUGAAGCCAAAAUGCUUGCUGUAUCAGGAAGUAAUUUCUGUACUGCUAAGGAUCUUGCAGAAGAAAUAAGAUCAUUAACAUCUGAGAGAGAAGGGCUGGAGGGACUUCUCAAUGAGCUGUUGGUGCUGAAUGCCAGAAAUGUCCAAAAAUUAGAGAGAAUUAAAGAAGAUUACAACAGAUUGAAACAAGAACUGGAGCAGGGGGAGUCUGCCUUUGAGACAAACAUGAAGGAAGAUGCUGUGAAAUUCAUGGAGAUGCUGGAGGAUAAGCUGCAUAGCUGUGGGAACCAGCUGCUCAAAAGAGUGUGGGAAGCUGACUUGGAGGCCUGUCAGCUGUUGUUCCAAGAGUUUCAGCUGAAAGAAGCUGGUUGCUGUGUUUCAGAGGGAGAAGAGGGCCGAACAGAUGAGGUGGAUGCUGCUGAUGAUCACUGUUCGGACACAGAGAGAGGAAAAGAAAGCCACUUUGCAAAAGGCACAGAGCAGGCCGCUGUUCCAUACCCCACUGCUCAAACCAAAUGCCGUGAACUCAAAGAGGACUUCCACUUAUUUUCUGCAGAACUGGGAGAAAAAUGUGAAGCAAUAAGUGAGAAACUGGUGCAAUUAGAAGAUCAACUCCAAACAUCAGUCUGCAGCUUGGAUGACAGUUUUAUUCAGUCUCUACAGCGGGAGAUCCAGAUGGUGAAGGAAACUCUGCAGGCCAUGCUGAUGCAGCUCCAGCCGGAUAAGGAGGCAGGAGAAGAUGAGGCUGGAGACUUCCUCUGUGACAGCUGGUGUCCAGGAAAACAAGACUUAAAGGAAUAAUGUAGAGGGGGGUCUGGUGUUUUAACGUUAAUUCACAAAGGGUUGCUUUUAGUAAUGGAAUACUGUCUUACCAAGCCUUGAGGAUCUCUUCUCUCCCUGCAUAACUAAUAACAACUAAAUCAAUUAUGGAGAAAUGGAGCCUGGAGGUUUAUCAACAGAAGUGUUCUACACAGCUUCACAUGUUCUGGCACAGACUAGCAGAGCAUCUCCUGUAAUUGUGUAGAUUACAAAUUGAUACAUUUCAAGUGAUUCAGCAGAGUCUCCUCUAAUGUCAGAGUGAGAUUUUUCUAACUGUUAUAAACAAUUUCCUUACUUGUGCAUUCUUCAAUCUUUUUCUCCUUCAACAUGUAACAUUAAAGGCAGUAUUCUUCAGUAUUGCUGAGAGACAGCUGAAGAAAUAAGUAAUUUUUUGUCUUUGUAACAUCUUUCUUACACCCACGUUAUUUUCAGAUUCCUACAAAAUAUAAGACCACUAGGAUAGAAUUCAAAGUAACUAAAUUCUUUUAACUUAAAUUAGGACUGCACUUAGCCAGUGGCAUUCAACAUAGCAGAGAAAAUUAACAUCAGACUAGAGAAUAAUAACUUUUCAACCAUUUUCAUUUACAUUUUAUAGCAAAUGCAUAUUAAUACCAAAAGCUCAGAACAUUUAAAGUGAUAACCUACUGAUUUGUGGUCUUUAUAUUUGAAUAAUGUGUGAACAUUAAGUCAUUUUUCUUAAUACUAUGCUUACUUCUUUAACCUGCCCUGUAUUGUCAUAAAAAUGAAAGGUUUUUGGAUGUGUAUAUACAUACAUAUGUUUGAUAAAGUUAUAUUAUCUGUUUAAUCUCUUUAUUUGCUACAGGAAAAAAGAAAAAGAUUGGAAGUAAAACCAGCUAAAUAUUGGUGAUUUACAAUGGUGCAAUAUUCAAACAAUUAGUAAAUUGUGUACUCUUAAAUCAGAACAUUCUUACUUGGAUGCUAAAAUAAACUGAGGUUAUCACAUUUUCA
Chelonoidis abingdonii (Abingdon island giant tortoise) is the source of this 2279-nucleotide messenger RNA. NCBI's taxonomy places the organism in Eukaryota, Metazoa, Chordata, Testudines, Testudinidae. The record is from RefSeq and is a predicted model, not a curated record.